AUGAAACUUUUCAAUCCCUGUGGUCCAUUCUUGAGGGGCGAGUUCCGAGGGAAUCCCUACGGAGCGCAGUACCCAUUGUGUCCUGCGAAGGCGAAUGCAUUCCUCUAUUUCAUCAUGAAGCUUUCUCAGCAUCGAGUGGAGUUCCGGCAAGCGGCGGAUCCUAUCGACUCAAACUAUCAUGUGUGCGUCAAAGUUGCCAUGCUUAGCCGCAUGUAA
Messenger RNA from Plenodomus lingam JN3, 216 nucleotides. Lineage: Eukaryota; Fungi; Ascomycota; Dothideomycetes; Pleosporales; Leptosphaeriaceae. The record is from RefSeq and is a predicted model, not a curated record.